AUGGUUUCUGUUGAGAUAGGACAUGGAAGUGUUCUCAUUAGGCAUCCAAGUUCAAUAGCUCGGGAUGAGGAAUCUGAAGCUAGCUCACUUUCAGUGGAUAACAAACAAUUGCCAUCUAACGAGGCUUAUUCCUAUUCUGAUGCCCCUCCUGUACAUAAUGUUAGUAGGGUUGUAGGUUUUUCAAGUCCUGGGUUUGAAAGAAUGAAGAACCAUAAUGGACAAGGGAUGCAACCAGAACAACUUAAAAGUUCAUGUUCGGUGUUGAACGUAUUAAACUAUGAGGAGUUUAUCAGACACUCAACGAAUGAAGAGCAACAAAUAUUACUAAAGUAUCUAUCUCCAGUUGAUGCUGUUACAGUCCCUGAUAGCCCUCGAUUCAAGGAUAACUUAAUUUACUUUCGACAACUGCUUGUGGAAGGGGUCUUUGACAUCUCCAUCUCUGGGGCAAAAUCUGAAGACUGCAAGACCUUGAAAAGGCUUGCAUUAUUCGAUUUGACGAAGUCCAAAUGGGUUGAAAACUAUCAGAAAUGUAAAAGUAGUAUGGGAGGAUAUGUUGUUUCUGGAUCUAAUGCCACUGCCCCAAGUAAUUUAACAAAUGUCAAGAGGUUGCGUGACAGCCCAAGUCAAAAUCCUACAGUGGUUUUCUGCUAUUGUAGUAAAGGGAGGGAAUAUUCAUGA
This is a messenger RNA of Carya illinoinensis, 678 nucleotides long. Its product is annotated as GATA transcription factor 26-like. Lineage: Eukaryota; Viridiplantae; Streptophyta; Magnoliopsida; Fagales; Juglandaceae. The coding region runs from base 1 to 678 and encodes 225 amino acids. The record is from RefSeq and is a predicted model, not a curated record. The transcript has 5 exons.